Oldenlandia corymbosa var. corymbosa is the source of this 679-nucleotide messenger RNA. The record is from the annotation of a GenBank genome assembly. NCBI's taxonomy places the organism in Eukaryota, Viridiplantae, Streptophyta, Magnoliopsida, Gentianales, Rubiaceae.
AUCGUAUUAAAACUACUUCUUUCUCCUUCUACAACUUUCCGGAACAAGAAUUUGAACAAAAUUCCCAAACGAACAAAUUUCUUCCAACUCAAACCGCAGCGAUGAACCCUUCAAACACUGACAAGAUUAUCAGGCGGACAACAAUGGUGGCCACUCUUACCGCUUCUUAUUUUCUUCUCACUGCUGACUACGGUCCUGGACCGAAUGCCCUUGACCCGAUCAAGAAUGCAAUAUUUUCAGCCCAAAGUUCCGUGAAAGACUUCAUUAUUGGACCAAAGAGGGAGGUUCAGGAAAGUGAAGCUAAGAAUUUGGCCCCUAGUGCUGCAGAGAAACAUCCAUAGUUUAUCUCAGAAGAUUUCAAUCGGUUCUGAUGCAGGAAGCUAUGAUAAAGUUGCAAAUAGGAAGACGUUUUGUAAUUUCAGACCUCACUAAAUUGUCUUCUCUCAACCUUCUUUGUAUAUAUGCUUGCACGUGUCAGCAUUAGUUCAUUCAAAGAAGUAUCAAGUUCUGAUUAAAGGUUUAUACAGGAAGCAUUUCACACUUAACUGGAAAUCUGGAAAUAUCUCAGAUGUUUUGACGAUACUAAUUUCCGUAAAUGUGAAUGUGAGACGGUUUGUUUAUAAAAUUAUUAGUAGAUUUAUUUGUUAAAUAAACUAUGCAUCUGCCUUGACUUGAUGGA